This is a messenger RNA of Solea senegalensis (Senegalese sole), 1281 nucleotides long. RefSeq names its product inosine-uridine preferring nucleoside hydrolase-like. Gene Ontology annotation, molecular function: hydrolase activity, hydrolyzing N-glycosyl compounds. The record is from RefSeq and is a predicted model, not a curated record. The transcript is spliced from 8 exons. NCBI's taxonomy places the organism in Eukaryota, Metazoa, Chordata, Actinopteri, Pleuronectiformes, Soleidae. Bases 22 to 1047 code for a protein of 341 amino acids.
UAAAAGGUCAGAGCAGUCAGGAUGCAGAUGCAGCAGCAGCAGCAGCCUCUUCACUCUCACACCGUCAACUUGAGUCAGGAUCCAUUACGCAGUAGGAUGAAGUUGAUCAUUGACGCUGACACUGGCGUGGACGACGCUCAGGCCAUCAUGGUGGCCCUGUCCUCCCCUGACGUGGAGGUUCUGGCCAUCACCUGUUGCCAUGGCAACACACCCCUGGAGAACGUCCUGAAGAACACGCUGCGUGUGCUCAAAGUCUGCAACAGGCUGGACAUCCCAGUGUAUAAGGGCUGCUCAGGCCCCCUGCUGGCCGAGAAGAAAAACGCAGGAGAUUACCACGGGAAAGACGGACUGGGUGACGUUCCAGAUCCAGAUGCUCCAAGUCUGGACCUGCUGCAGAAGAGGAGAGGCGCCAAAGCCAUUAUCAAGAUUGUGAAGGACAAUCCUGGAGAGGUGACUCUCGUUGCCUUGGCGCCGCUCACUAACCUGGCUGUGGCAGUACAACUGGACCCUACCUUUCCUAAGAAACUGAAGGCGCUCUACAUCAUGGGAGGAAACGUGGACUCCAGAGGAAACACUACAUCGUGUGGAGAAUUUAACUUUGUGACCGAUCCGGAGGCGGCCUACAUCGUGUUGGACCGCUACAAGUGUCCCACCUACAUCGCCUCCUGGGAGUUCACCUGCAGGAAUAGUCUGCCAUGGUCUUUUUGUGACGAGUGGUUGGCUGCCAAAACGGAGAAGGCUGUCUUCAUGAAGAAGAUCUCUGCCCUCUCCAUGUCGAAAGCUCGGUCAGCCGACUACGAAAAGGAAGUGACCGAAGGAAAAGGGUUUAAUACGUGCGACACCUACGCCAUGGCUGCAGCCAUCGACGACUCCAUCAUAACAGAGAGAGAAAAGGUGGCAGUGACGGUGGAGUUGCAGGGAACCUUCACCCGAGGCAUGAUGGUGCUGGACUACAUGGAGCUGAUGAAGAAAGACCACAAGGUCACCAUCAUGCAGAAGUUUGACCUGGAGAAGUUCAAGAAAAUGCUGGUCAAUUCGACCAAGUAGAGCGACGGCCGCAACAAGCUGGAGACGAGAAACUACAGCGUCACAAAUACAGUCAAAAAAUAAGUAUUUUCAGUUUUGGAUUUGUUUUUAAUUGUACUUUGUGUGUCUCAGCUUUUCGUGGAUUCAGGACAAAACGUCCAAACCUGAUUCAAAACUGUGUCAAAGGGUGUUAUAAACACAAAUCACCAAAUACUGACAAUAUAUAAAAGAAUAAAGUCUGUCUUUGACAAUAAA